GAAACAGCUACUCAUCCACAGAGGCAGCCAGUCUGCUCCUCCAGCCACUGUCACAGCUCGAACAGAGACUCUUCCACAUUUUCUCAACAACAGACAAGAAAAGCAACUGCCCUUGGAAGUGGAUUUCCAUUUUUGAAUGAAUAAUGCAGAUAUGUGCCCAAUAGGAGCACUCUGAUUCCCUGCUCAGUUUGAGCUCUAAAUAUACAUCGGGGCUUUUCUUUCCUGCUCUUCGCUCCCUACUUGUUGCUCUGAUCUGUGUGUGACCAGCAUGGAAUACACUCCUUCUCCCAAACCCCAGCUCUCUUCAAGGGCUAACGCCUUCUCCAUAGCGGCUUUAAUGUCAAGUGGGACACCCAAGGACAAAGAGGCUCAGGAGAGCACCAUCAAACCUUUGGAACAAUUUGUGGAAAAGUCAUCUUGCAGCCAGCCCAUUGGUGAUAUUUCCAUUGUGGAUUCUCAUGGAGAGUUCACUAACAGCCCUUCAUCAUUAUGUACUGAGCCUUUAAUCCCUACCACACCAAUCAUUCCCAGUGAAGAGAUGGCUAAGAUCUCCUGCAGUCUAGAAACCAAGGAGCUAUGGGACAAAUUCCAUGACCUGGGGACAGAAAUGAUCAUCACAAAGUCUGGCAGGAGAAUGUUUCCUACAAUCCGAGUUUCCUUUUCUGGAGUGGAUGCAGAUGCCAAGUACAUCGUCUUAAUGGAUAUUGUUCCGGUUGACAAUAAACGAUACAGAUAUGCAUAUCACAGAUCUGCGUGGCUGGUGGCUGGAAAGGCAGACCCUCCUUUACCUGCUAGGCUGUAUGUUCAUCCUGAUUCUCCGUUCACUGGGGAGCAACUUCUGAAACAAAUGGUCUCCUUUGAAAAAGUCAAGCUGACAAACAAUGAGCUGGAUCAGCAUGGACAUAUUAUCCUAAAUUCAAUGCAUAAGUAUCAGCCACGAGUUCACAUUAUUAAGAAGAAAGACCACACAGCAUCAUUGCUGAAUCUAAAAUCUGAGGAGUUCAGGACAUUUAUAUUCCAGGAAACAGUUUUUACUGCAGUUACAGCCUAUCAGAACCAAUUGAUUACUAAACUGAAAAUCGAUAGCAAUCCCUUUGCUAAAGGAUUCAGAGACUCUUCUAGACUCACUGAUAUUGAGAGGGAAAGCGUGGAAAGCCUAAUUCAAAAACAUUCUUAUGCAAGAUCUCCAAUCCGAACUUAUGGAGGAGAUGAGGAUGUCCUUAGUGAAGAUGGGCAAGUAGUGCAGUGCAGAGGGUCAGCUUUCACAACUUCAGACAACCUGUCUCUAAGUUCUUGGGUAUCCUCCACUUCAGGGUUUUCUGGCUUUCAGCACCCACAGUCAUUGACAGCACUGGGAACCAGCACAGCAUCUCUUGCCACACCAAUCCCACAUCCAAUUCAGGGAUCACUGCCUCCCUAUAGCCGACUUGGUAUGCCGCUUACACCUUCAGCACUAGCAAGCUCCAUGCAAGGCAGUGGCCCUACAUUCCCUUCCUUUCAUAUGCCCAGGUACCAUCAUUACUUUCAGCAGGGGCCAUAUGCUGCCAUCCAAGGAUUGAGGCACUCCUCUACGGUGAUGACACCAUUUGUAUGACACAUGAAUACAAAUGAUUGUACUUUAUUUCUUGCGAGGGAGCCACUGGAGAGAUUACUCAGCUGGAAUUCUUGUGCACUCUUGUGAGGUAUAGCAAAAUGGGGGAAAACAAAUAAAAUUCUUGUGUAAUGGCCAA
Xenopus laevis (African clawed frog) is the source of this 1730-nucleotide messenger RNA. RefSeq names its product T-box 20 L homeolog (gene tbx20.L). Gene Ontology annotation, molecular function: DNA-binding transcription factor activity; DNA binding; RNA polymerase II cis-regulatory region sequence-specific DNA binding. Gene Ontology annotation, cellular component: nucleus; chromatin. Gene Ontology annotation, biological process: regulation of DNA-templated transcription; heart development; regulation of transcription by RNA polymerase II. NCBI's taxonomy places the organism in Eukaryota, Metazoa, Chordata, Amphibia, Anura, Pipidae. The record is from RefSeq and is marked provisional.